Molecule: messenger RNA, 1237 nt
Organism: Chaetomium strumarium
Lineage: Eukaryota; Fungi; Ascomycota; Sordariomycetes; Sordariales; Chaetomiaceae
Product: Chloroperoxidase
Exons: 3
Coding region: 421-1215 (264 amino acids)
Molecular function (GO): peroxidase activity
Source: RefSeq, a predicted model, not a curated record
GCCUCAAGCAUGCACGUCAGCAUAGGCAUAUGCAGCCGCGUAUUCGCUACAAUCAGCCAAGCCAGAUACGCUCGAGGCUGAUCUCGACGUCCUGGGUUUCCGUCCACUUCAAUUCCAAAUACCCAUCCUCAAUUGACAUCUUAGUCUCCAGCUUACAUACAUCAUCGAGUUGAUUGGGCAAGGCCUACGACAUCCGUGGUUGCCGAGUGCCCAACAACGGCCAUGCUUCGUUGAUGGAGUUGAAUACGCCUGGCGGCUUAGAUCGGCAAAGACGAAUACGCUCCACGGAUCAGCGAUCUCUUCCAUGGACGGUGUAUAAAUAUACCCGAUGCCACGGCACAACUGAUUCUCCUCGCGCAUGCUUCAGACACUCACCCAGGCUCUCGCAGUUCUCGGCUCAUCACCCAACCAAUCGUCCUCAUGAAGCUCAGUGUGUUUGUCGAGGCAGGUCUCCUAGGCCUUGCCGCCGCCUUGCGCGAGCCGAAAGGCCAUGAAUACCACCGGAACCCCCUCGAUAGCCGAUCCCCUUGCCCGGGUCUCAACGCGCUGGCAAACCACGGCUAUCUCCCUCGUUCAGGAUUGAACAUCGACCUGGAGACGCUCCGCUAUGCGAUUGUGGCCGGGUUUAACUUCGAGCGCACCUCGCAGGACGGCGCCUUCAACAUGGCCAUUGCCUUCAACCUGUCGACGUCCGGGAACAGCUCGACCUUCCACCUGGACGAUCUAAAGCUACACGACGCCAUCGAAUUCGACGGCUCGCUGUCCCGGAACGACUUCUACCUCGGGGACGACCUGCACUUUGACCCUGUCAUCUGGCACACCGUCGCCGUGAACCUGGAUCUUUACAGAACCGGGCCGUCCGAGAAGGAUAAGUACGUCACCGUGGAGGUGGCGGCAAGGGCGGCCGCUGCACGCGCGAAGGCCGCCAAGGCCGCCAACAAACACUUCAAUGCCUCGGCGGCCCAGAUGGUGGGCAGUCCGGGCACGACGGCGCUGUACCUGACCACGCUGUGGGACGACGACGCAGGGGCGGCACCUAAGUCAUGGAUCAAGGCCCUCUUUGAAGAGGAGCGCAUCCCCUUCCGCGAAGGAUACAAUCCUGCCACGCGCAAGCAGAAGACGGGGCAGGACAUUGGCGACAUGUUUGCGCGGGUUAUGGCGGCGUACACGGAUGUUUCGAAAGGCAGGCGAGGACUCAGAUGGGGAAGUCACUAAAGGCACUCUGCGAGCUUCAUGU